Messenger RNA from Haliotis rufescens (red abalone), 4449 nucleotides. Its product is annotated as heparan-alpha-glucosaminide N-acetyltransferase-like. Bases 46 to 1917 code for a protein of 623 amino acids. The transcript is spliced from 16 exons. The record is from RefSeq and is a predicted model, not a curated record. Lineage: Eukaryota; Metazoa; Mollusca; Gastropoda; Lepetellida; Haliotidae.
CUGGAAUCGGUGUGUGUAAUCACGUGACUGUCUUGUGAUUACAAAAUGGCGAUACCCGACAGAAGAAUGAAAGGUUUCCUCGUUCUCGCUUUCAUCUGCUUCGGACUAACGUUUGCUGAUGAUGAUUCGGAGUUGGUGCCUUUCAUGUGCCCGGAUGAUGUUCCGGAGUACAAGAUGGACACCGCAUUGUUUACCAUCAGAAAUGACCAGAAUCAACAGGCUAAACUGAGAUUGUACACGCAGAGUGAGGAAUGUGACACUUGUAAUCUCAUCCCAGAGUGGGAGAUCCUGCCCGCACAAAACUGUUCAAUAUUGGUGGACACACGCUGGCCUGUGAGGAUUGAGAUACGUACAGUGACCAACGAGUCGGUCAAGUCGGUCGACCCGUCCUGCAGUGAGGGCAAUCUGACCAAGUUGUUCCUGGAGUAUGGUGAUUACGUCGUGUAUAUGAAGUCUACUGAGGACAACGAGCAGGCCACAUGCUCAAAGCUGAUCAUAAUGAAUGACCCGUCGGACUCGAACAUACCUAUCUAUGUAGCACUUGGAAUAGGAGUGUUUUUGGCACUGGUUUGGAUCCUAAUGAAAUAUUUAUAUAGGAGAGGAAUACUCCAUCGAAUUAUAUAUUUCUGGAGCACAGAAGGAAUGAUGGUGCACAGGUAUUCCACACAGGAUCUUGGUACUCCCACAAACAUCAAUGCUGGCGAAGACCCGAAUAAAGAAGACAAGAAGGAGAAAAAGGAGAGACUGAAAUCACUGGAUACAUUUAGAGGAAUGAGCUUAGUGGUGAUGAACUUUGUCAACUAUGGCGGGGGAGGGUACUGGUUCUUUGACCAUUCUGACUGGAACGGUAUUACUGUGGCUGAUCUGGUCUUUCCGUGGUUUGUGUGGAUCAUGGGGACAUCGAUGGUCUUCAGCUUCAGUAGUCAGUUGAAGCGGUCAACACCUAAGACACUCAUGUUCUGGAAAAUCUUAAAGAGGUCAGCCAUCUUGUUUCUGCUGGGACUUGUCGUAAAUACUGAAGGCACACCAGGAGGUGUGGAGAUCGAGGAAAUCAGAAUACCUGGGGUGCUACAACGGUUUGCUGGCACCUACCUCAUAGUUGCAACAAUACACAUGUUUUUUGCAAAAACAACAGAUGAACAUCAGCACUGCUGGUGGUCCCCGGUGCGGGACAUCCUGGACUACUGGCCGGAGUGGAUCCUACACCUCGUCAUGGUGACUGUGUGGCUGGCCAUCACCUUCGCCCUGCCUGUACCUGGAUGUCCAAAGGGCUACCUGGGUCCAGGUGGGUUACAUGAAGGAGGGAAGUAUGAAAACUGCACAGGAGGCGCAGCUGGCUACAUCGACAGAGUCAUCUUCGGGAACUCCCAUAUAUAUGGCAACCCUACAGCGAAGGCGAUCUACAAGACCUCUGUGCCCUAUGACCCUGAAGGGCUGCUUGGGACCCUGACCUCCUGUUUCUUGUGUUUCCUGGGACUCCAGGCUGGAAAGAUUUUGCUUCAACAAAAAGACUGGGUGCAAAGAUGUAAAAGAUUUCUCAUUUGGGGUAUAAUAUUGGGAGUCAUUGCUGCCAUUUUAAGUAAAGCAUCCAAAAAUGAUGGUUUUAUCCCUAUAUGCAAGAAUCUAUGGUCUUUGUCGUUUGUGCUGGCGCUGUCAAGUCUUGCCUUCAUCUUGUUCAUGCUGUGCUACCUGCUGAUUGAUGUGUGGAAGGUGUGGAGUGGAGCACCAUUCUGCUACCCAGGACUGAACCCCAUUCUUAUAUAUGUCGGCCAUGAAGUGUUUGCUAACCGCAGCCCAGUACACUUCCCCGUAGUUCACACUCACGCAGCACAGCUCGCCAUGUCCGCCUGGGGGACAUUCUUCUGGUUCCUUGUCUCCCUGUACCUCUACGUCAAGGACGUCAUUGUCUCCAUCUGAUCAGGUGUCGUAAUGUACAGGAAAUGGACAUGAAGUGAAGUGAAAUGGACAUGAAUUGGACCAUCUUCCUGACGCUAGAGUGCCGAUUAAUCUAUAUCAAAGUCUAGUUUUCACCCUUGCCGUUUGAAACUUUUGCCUCAAGAGAUGGAAAUGGACGUAAAUGCAAGUGUAAUGGACAUGAAUUGGACCAUCUUCCUGAUGCUAGAGUGCCGAUUAAUCUAUAUCAAAGUCUAGUUUUCACCCUUGCCGUUUGAAACUUUUGCCUCAAGAGAUGGAAAUGGACGUAAAUGCAAGUGUAAUGGACAUGAAUUGGACCAUCUUUUGCCACUAGAGUGCCAGUUAAUCUAUAUCAAAGUCUAGUUUCCACUCUUACCUUUAACACUCUUGCCGUAAGAAGAUGGAAAUGGGUGUAAAUGCAAGUGAAAUGGACCAUCUUCCGAAGGCAAGAGUGACUACUCGUCUAUUUAUAAAAAUCUAGUUUUCACCCUUGCCCUUUGACACUCUUGACUCGACAAGAUUGAAAUGGACGUGAAAUGGAUGCAAGUGCAAGUAAAAUGGACCAUCUUCCCAAGGCAAGAGUGUCGACUCAUCUACAUCAAAAUACACGUGACUCGACAAGAUGGAAAUGGACGUGAAAUGUACAUGCGAUGGAGUAGACAUCAGCCAUGUCUCCACUGCCUGGGCUUGGACUGCCUGCUUCUUGGACCUGUCAUGUCUCCGAGUCAUCAUGGAGAACACCCCCUUUAACAUAUUUCAGAACCAAAGUGACAGAUGCAGAGGGAGAUUUGCAUUGUCUGUACAUAGUGUUUAAGGUUAAUGAUAACCAAUAUACAUUUUAUUUUGUCGUAAAUAUUUUAUUUGUGAACACAUGCUUAUUUAUUGCUUAUGUGAGGGACAACAUAUUUUGUUUUAUUGAGGCACCAAGAAGUUUAACAAUAUUAGGUUUGAUUAAGAAUUAUUUAUAUCAUUUAACACAUUGCAUGAGUGAUACUAGAUCACCUCUUUCACGAAGUCCUGUUCACAUGAAACUGAAAAUAUCAAUUUCUUAUCACAUUUGUAAUCAUCAUUCACCAAUAUGAAAUAUGUGUAUAUUAAGGGCAUUUUACUGUUGUGUAGUUCACAUGGGGUAUGUAAUUCCAUUUUCAUACUAAUCAUGAUAAUACCUGACAAGCAAGACUCUUUGUACUUAGAGUGAGUGAGUGAGUGAAUAUGGUUUUACGCCACUUUUAGCAAUAUUCCAGCAAUAUCACGGCGGGGGACACCAGAAAUGGGCUUCACACAUUGUACCCAUGUCGGGAUUCGAACCCGGGUCUUCGGCGUGACGAGCGAACGCUUUAACCACUAGGCUACCCGACCGCCCUUGUACUUAGAGAUACGUCCAAUGUGAGACUUGGUUAAUGUUGUUGUGUUUGGCAAAUGCCGGUAUCUUGUCUUUUCGUUUAUAGAUGUCUGUUUGUUUAUAUCCUUUGUUGGCAUUGUUGGGAUUGUUGAGAUUGUUUUGCAGUCUACCACCCUUGAGAUUCUUCAGGACAGAAUGACUGUACCGAAUCAUAAACUCUUCUUCUCUAAACUUGAAUGAAUGAAAUUUUACCAAAAUCUUUUAUGUAAUAAAUAAUGUCUUAAAGAUAAAGGAUCAUUAGGAUAUUCUUUUGUCUGUGAGAGCUUUGAAGAAAUUGCUGUUGUUUGUUUACUUGAGCAAUGUUAUUAACAAUAUUGGUAUAUACCUUGUCAAUAGAUCAACCGCAUCACGUUUAUUAGGGAUCAUGUUGAGUGAGUGAGUAUGAUUUUUUGUCGCUUUUAGCAAUAUCAUGGCGAGUGAUGCCAGACAUGGGCUUCACACAUAAUACCCAUGUCGGGAAUUGAACCCAGGCCUUCGGCGUAACAAGCCAACACCUUAACCAGUAGGCUACCCCAUUGCCCUGUUGGUCAUGUUGACAUAAGUUGUUUAUUCCAUGUUGUAAUGCAUCAUGCCACGUCAAAAAUUAUAUCCAAGAUAAUUGUUUAUUAAUAUUUGGAUAAAGGGACAGCUUUUUUGUUUUAUUUGAUGUCAUGCUUCCUUAGUAUUGUUUUUUUAGAGUUCCCAAUUGUGAUGUUCCCUCAGUUAUUACUGGGGGGAAGUAGGGAUGUGUAAUAGCCUUCAUGAUAUUACACAUUUAUUGAUGCAAGGGAGGUUGUAUUUACUAGGAUGGACAAGUAGAUUGGUGGGGAACUAGGAUGGACAAGUAGAUUGGUGGGGAACGAGGAUGGACGAGUAGAUAGGUAGGGAGCAAGGGUGGAAGGGUAGAUUGGUGGGGAACUAGGAUGGACGGGUAGAUUGGUGGGGAACUAGGAUGGAUAAGUAGAUUGGUGGGGAACUAGGAUGGACAAGUAGAUUGGUGGGGAACUAGGGUGGAUGGGUAGAUUGAGGGGGAACUAGAAUGGACGAGUAGAUUGAUCGGGAGCAAGGGUGGACGAGUAGAUUGAUGGGCAACUAGGAUGGACAAAUAGAUUGGUGGGGAGCUAGGAUGGACAAAUAGAUUGGUGGGGAACUAG